AUGAGACGGAGAAAUGAUGAUGAUAAUUCCGACCAAGAUCCCAAUUCAAAUGACAAAUAUCAGAAUGAUGAAGAUUUAAAUGAAAAGAUUCAAGAAAUUGAAGAAGACAUACAAAAAGACAAUGAAGAUGUCAAAUCACUUAACGAUGAAGAACAAAUCGAGGAAACCCGCAAAACAUAUGAGGAAAAUGACGAUUUAAUUGAUCAAAUUCAAGAUGAAAUCAAAGAAUGUGAAAAUCAAGUCAAUGAUAUUCACGAAUUUGUGGCAAAUUUGGAUGAUAAUGAGAAUGAAAAUGAUGAAUCUGACGAUAAUUCGGACGAAUCAAGGGACAACGAUAAUUAUGAAAAUGAUGAAGUGAAUAAAGAGGACAUAUUCAGUCCAAGGAAAACCAGGAGUAGUAAAUUCAAGAUGGAAUAA
Messenger RNA from Cylindrotheca closterium, 417 nucleotides. The record is from the annotation of a GenBank genome assembly. NCBI's taxonomy places the organism in Eukaryota, Bacillariophyta, Bacillariophyceae, Bacillariales, Bacillariaceae.